Molecule: messenger RNA, 7287 nt
Organism: Archocentrus centrarchus (flier cichlid)
Lineage: Eukaryota; Metazoa; Chordata; Actinopteri; Cichliformes; Cichlidae
Gene: daam2
Product: dishevelled associated activator of morphogenesis 2
Exons: 25
Coding region: 1-3228 (1075 amino acids)
Biological process (GO): regulation of non-canonical Wnt signaling pathway; actin cytoskeleton organization; negative regulation of oligodendrocyte differentiation
Molecular function (GO): actin binding; small GTPase binding
Source: RefSeq, a predicted model, not a curated record
AUGCCCCCCAGGAAGAGGACGCGACAGGGCCUGGGCUUCCUGUGCUGCUUUGGCAGCAGCGAGCCCCCGGAGAUCAACCUGAAGGACAGCGUGCCACUGCAGCUGCUGGAGUUCAGUGCACCCAUGCCGCCUGCUGAGGAGCUGCAUGCACGUUUCUCCGAACUGGUGGAUGAGCUGGAUCUGACGGACAAGAACCGGGAGGCCAUGUUUGCUUUGCCCGAUGAGAAGAAAUGGCAGAUCUACUGCAGCAAGAAGAAGGAGCAAGAGGACCCCAACAAGCUGGCCACCAGCUGGCCCGACUACUACAUCGACCGCAUUAACUCCAUGGCGGCUAUGCAGACUUUGUUUGCCUUUGAUGAGGAGGAAAUGGAAAUGAGGAACAAGGUGGUGGAAGAUCUGAAGACAGCACUUCGGACUCAGCCGAUGAGGUUUGUCACGCGCUUCAUCGAGCUGGACGGCCUCACCUGCCUCCUCAACUUCCUGCGCAGCAUGGACUACGAGACGUCGGAGAGCCGCGUCCACACCUCCGUCAUCGGCUGCAUCAAGGCCCUGAUGAACAACUCGCAGGGCCGAGCGCACGUCCUGGCCCACCCGCAGAGCAUCAACACCAUCUCACAGAGCCUCCGGACGGAGAACAUCAAGACCAAAGUGGCAGUGCUGGAGAUUCUUGGGGCAGUGUGCCUGGUGCCAGAUGGACAUAAGAAGGUGCUUCAAGCCAUGGCACACUACCAGAAAUACGCUGCUGAGAGGACCCGCUUUCAGACGCUGCUGAAUGAGCUGGACAGAAGUACAGGCCGCUACAGAGACGAGGUCAACUUAAAGACUGCCAUCAUGUCCUUCAUCAACGCCGUGCUUAAUGCUGGAGCUGGAGAGGACAACCUGGAGUUCCGCCUCCACCUUAGGUACGAGUUCCUGAUGUUGGGCAUCCAGCCGGUCAUCGACAAGCUCCGAGAACAUGAAAACGCCACUUUGGAUAGACAUUUGGACUUCUUUGAGAUGGUGAGAAAUGAGGAUGACUCUGAGCUGGCCAAAAGAUUUGAUCUGACCCAUGUAGAUACGAAGAGUGCCGGUGCCAUGUUUGAGCUGAUCAAGAAGAAGCUGAGCCACACAGAUUCCUACCCACACCUCCUCUCCAUCCUGCAACACUGCCUACAGAUGCCCUAUAAGCGUAGUGGUGGCACCCUGCAGCACUGGCAGCUCUUAGACCGGAUCCUCCAGCAGAUAGUCCUGCAGGACGACAAGGGAGAGGACCCUGACAUCUCCCCUCUGGACAACUUCAGUGUCAAGAACAUCAUUCGCAUGUUGGUCAAUGAGAAUGAGGUGAAACAGUGGCGAGAACAAGCUGAGAAGUUCAGAAAAGAGCAUGCAGAGCUGCUAGCUAAACUGGAGAGGAAAGAGCGGGAGUGUGAUACCAAGACACAGGAAAAAGAGGAGAUGAUGAAGACUUUGAACAAGAUGAAGGACAAACUACAACGUGAGGGUGUGGAGCUGCGCUCGGCCCGGGAACAAGUGUUGGACCUGUCGUCGCGCAUCAAUGACUUCUCUGGCAGCAAUGGGUCCUUCCCACCUCCACCUCCCCCUCCCGGGGGCCCUAUGGCUCCACCUCCACCUCCUAUGACAUGUGGUUUCCCUCCACCUCCACCUCCUCUACCAUUCAGCUGCCCACCUCCUCCUCCACCUCCUCCUCCACCUGGAGCACCACCUCCUCCACCAGGAGCUCCGCCCAUUUUUGGAGCCCCGCCUCCUCCUAUCCCCUCAUCGUUCAACUCAAUGAGCACCAUGCGCUCUAAGUCCAUCCCUCAGCCUUCGCACCCGCUGAAGUCCUUCAACUGGGCCAAACUAGGAGAGAAUAUGAUCAAUGGCACCAUCUGGAGCGACAUCGAUGACCUGAGAGCUUUCAAGAUCCUUGACCUGAAGGACAUAGAGAAGAUGUUUUCAGCAUAUCAGAGACAGCAGGACCUGCUCACUAACCAAUCCUUCAAACAGAAAGAGACGGGCUCGAUGGACGACAUAUACGUCAGCACGCGGAAGGUCAAAGAGCUGUCAGUCAUUGAUGGCAGACGUGCACAGAAUUGUGUCAUCCUGCUUUCAAAGUUAAAAAUGAGCAAUGAAGAAAUCAAGAGGGCGAUCCUGGAGAUGGACGAGAGAGAGGAGCUCGCUAAAGAUAUGCUGGAGCAGCUUUUGAAGUUUGUCCCAGAGAAAAGUGAUAUCGACCUGUUGGAGGAGCACAAACAUGAGCUGGAGAGGAUGGCCCGGGCUGAUCGCUUCCUCUUUGAGAUGAGCAGAAUUGACCAUUACCAGCACAGACUGCAAGCUCUGUUCUUUAAGAAGAAGUUUGCAGAGCGUCUUGCUGAAACAAAGCCUAAGGUUGAAGCCAUCCUGAAUGCGUCCAGGGAGGUGGUCCGGAGCAAGCGUCUGACUCAGGUCCUGGAGGUGGUGCUGGCCUUUGGCAACUUCAUGAACAAAGGCCAGAGAGGCAACGCCUACGGGUUCAAGAUCUCCAGCCUUAACAAGAUUGCUGACACCAAGUCCAGCAUAGACAGGAGCAUUACCAUGUUGCACUACUUGAUCAUGAUCUUUGAGAAGAACUACCCGGACACUCUUCAUGUCCAGGAGGACCUCAGCAGUGUACCAGAGGCUGCCAAAGUCAACUUGGCAGAGUUGGAAAAAGAAGUGCACAGUAUCAGAAGUGGACUGAAGGCUCUGGAGGCGGAGCUGCACUACCAGCAGAGCAGGACGAGGGAACGUGGGGAUAAGUUUGUGGCUGUGAUUGGUGACUUCAUCACGGUGGCUGGCUUCAGCUUCUCUGAACUAGAGGACCAGCUGAGUGAGGCCAAGGACAAGUUUGCCAAAUCUCUGAAGCACUUUGGGGAGGAAGAAGGGAGGAUGCAGCCGGAUGAGUUCUUCGGGAUCUUCGACACCUUCUUGCAGUCGUUCAGCGAAGCACGGCAGGACCUUGAGAACAUGCAGCGACGCAAAGACGAGGAGGAGCGGAGGGCCCGGAUGGAGGCCAUGCUUAAGGAGCAGAGAGAGCGGGAACGGCGGGCCAAAAAGAGUGGAGCCACGGAAGAAGUUGGCGGGGAGUUUGAUGAUCUGGUCUCGGCAUUGCGCUCCGGCGAAGUCUUCGACAAGGACCUGAACAAGUUCAAGCGAAACCGCAAGCGCUCUGUCAAUCAGCUGGCGGAGGGUGGCGGCCGGGAAAGAACCGUUACUAAGGUCAACUACUAGGUCGGGAAAAAAGGAAGGAAAAACACCCAAUUCUGCCAUGGCGUUGUGCUCUUAACACCUUUAGUCCAGGUCGUGGGACAGUGACCGCUGACAUUGGAGAGGAUGUAAAUAAUGGCUGGACUGGACAUGUAAGAACAGCCAAGCCGUGUUGAAGGAUGCAGCACUCUCCUCUGAUUGGUCUUAUAAAGCUAUUUCCACUCUGAUGUUAUCAGGAUGGGCAGGUGGACAGACCACUGUGACACAUUAUCCCAUGCCAUUUGACCAUAUCCUUUAACACUGUGCUCAAGGCUCUCACGGUCUAUCACCCCACUGUUUUUCACUUUUCUCCCCGUUCACACGUCCUCUGCAAGUUCUUCGGUGCUGGAAAAGCCCUGUCAUGUAACUUUUGGGUUUUAAAGCACACAGGACACUGGGCUCAGACAGUCAUGCUGUACAUAGUCACGAGGCCAAGAGAAAGGUUUAGAAAAAGGACUAUGAAGCAUCUCCAGGCGGAUUUAGAAAAAGGAAGUUAGAGGGAACUAAACCUCAGCGGUCAGGUGUUCCCCAGAAAAGAAAGUCAAGGAGUCAGCACAUCCCAGAAUGAUUUUUAGGCUUCUGAAAGAGUGAGGAGGGAUACAGGUUCAUCCCAACGUUCUUCAGGAAAGACGUGCCCAUCCCAAUGUGCUCAGCUCUUCUCAAGGAAACUUCUCAGCCUGAUCCACCUGAUUAAAAGAUGACUGUGCCACAUGGGUCAGGCCCCACCUUCACUCUGACAUGGUUCCAACAUCGUUCUGGCAUUAGCAGUGCCAAAGGAAAGAGAAAACUAAUGUAAAUGUAUUAAUACAAAACAUACUGCAAUUAGGCGUUGAUAUAUAUUUAUAUUUAGAUGCAGACAAGCUAAUUGCAAAGAGGUCUUUUUUUAUGUUUUGGGAUUUUGUACACGCAAUGCAUUAUUUGUUGGUGUUGCAAGUUGCUGUUGAAGUGAAUUUCUAUACAUUUUGCGCUUUAUGUAAAAAACAAAAGAAAAAAAAAAGAGAUAAUCGCUCAUCUUUUUCACACUUGUAUGUCUUGUUUGCACUGCAGCUUUUCUGACAGACCUUACACUCAGAAGUCCACAAGCCAAUGACAGCAUCCUCUCUGUUAUCAGAUUAUCUGUAUGAAGGAAUGCCAUAAAAUUCAUUUAAAGGCAUAAGCUGCAGUUACUUCACAACAACACUCUCGCUCUGCAGUAAGGUUAAUUUCUAACUGUAAUCUGCUCAUCAUUCAGCAUCUCUCUGCUUUUUGUUUUUUUCCCCAGUUAUUCCACUGUAAAGUUACACCGCACCAUGUGAUGAGUCUCUUAUUGUAAUGUCAGGGUACAACAAAGCACUUAAAAGAGGGUAGGUGGGACACUCACGGGAAGAACAUACCAGAGCAUGUCAUAGAAAAGAAUCCGUACUUUCAUCUUUUUCUGCAGCCUCUCAUUCAAGUCAAUCAAAUCAAACCCACAAAGUGAAGCCAGCCUCCUUUUUCUUAAAGGUUUUUGAAGUAUUCAGGGUGGUAGGCAUGAGGCUGCAGUGUAAUCAGUAUUAGCAUCUGUUUAUUUUUAAAGAUGGCAGUACACAUAGACUGUAUUAAAAGAUGGAUGUAGCCACAGUGAUGUCGCUCGGUUUUUGAAGUCCCAUUAUAAAGCCAUCUUUUUUUUUUUUUUAAUUUUUUUGUUUUGUUUUGUUUGGGUUUUUUUUUUUUUUUUUUUGGACCAGAAGUGACCAUAUUUGAAUGAAAGGGCGGAGUGCUAAUUUAUCAGCUAACAUUAGCUUUAAUUAUCAGGUAUCUGUGUUGCUUUUAUGGAUGCAGCUUGCUAAGUAACAUACAAAUAAAGUACUAGAAUUUCACUACCAAAACUGGGGCACAGAUGGUCUGUUAGUGCACACCAAUCAGUGUCUCCAGUUUACUGAAGUGAAGCCUACCAGACUUAUCAGUAGAGGCCACGCCCCUAAUAGUAAUGAUAACUUUAAGUUUGAAUAAAGUUUAAAUGGGUAAGUUGCACAAAAAAAAACAAAAAACUUAUGAAGUGAGAAAAUGGCUAAAGAGACCAAAACUGUAAACAUGUUUAUUUUUGCUUUAAGCUGGAUUUUAACAUGGGAGUCAAUGGAGGUUGACUCACUUUUGGAGCCAGCCUCCAGUGGCUAUUAAAGGAAUUGCAGUUUUUAGGCACUCUGUUGGCUUUGUUUUAGAGAGGUCCCAGAGGUUUCCACUUGGGCACACUUUAGCUGUCAUCUUGUAAGUGUUCCCACAGAGGGGGCUCUAAUCAUGAGGUGGAAAGUGAGUAUCGAGCUUACAUUUUCAUGUCAGGAAUCCCACUGAUCCAGAAUAAGAGAGGUCGACCCACCGCAUUUGUAUUUCUAACAGUGGCUUCCCCAGAUUGCCCUUCUGUCUGCAGUUUUCUGUUCCUCCAUGUGUAAACGCUCACCUUUAAGUGCCUCUCAUCCUGUUUUCACAUGUAUGUAUUUGUGGCUUGCAAAGCAAGCUUACAGUAUUUGGUAGUGUAAUGGUGCCAUCUUGUGGCCCAAUAUCGUGCACUUCAUAACCAGUCAAAAACAGCUCUCUUCAGUACUUUCCAAAUAGCUCCAGCAGGUGCAGCUAAAUGUUUCCUCAGAGGGGUGUGGUAUUACAUGUUACCUGUGCACAGGUAAACUUAUUCACUUCCUUUUAUCCAGAGUUCUUCCACAGUUACACUUUGUGCCAUCAGAUUUUGUUCCUUCAUUUUUUUUUCUCCCCCCUCUGAAGCAGAGAGAAGCUGCCGUGAGGUUAAAAACAUGAUGUGACAGAAAUUGUGUCUCAGUCUGUAGAGAUUAACCAGUUAACCAAAAUCAUUUAAAACAUUCAGACGCUUUUUAAAUUUAAAAAAGGAGGGAAUUAUAUGAUUCCCUCUCUUUAAACCAGCAUCUUGUGUAUAUUUGAGUUCUUCUGUUUUCUAACCUAUGGCCCUUUUUGAGUUAGACUUAAGCAGAUUCUUUAAACCCUUCAUUCAGAGCUUUAACCCGUGCUGUAGUGCAGACUAUUUCCUGAGGGGUAUUGUCAGUAUUAAAACCUAUUUGUGUUACAUGGUUAGAUCUUGGCCAUUGACUGGCUGAUUUUUGGAGUGUAAAGAUGGAAAUAAGUAGCGUGUUUCAAUGCACUUUGAAGAUGGGACAUUUUCAUUUGCAGCGAGGGCUGAGAUCCCUCUAGAAAUUAGAAGGGUGCAACGAAAGUGUGGUGCAAAAUAACAAUUAAAAAAAAAAAAUUAAUUAAACCUGGCAUGUAGAGGAAAGAGAGGAAAAGGGGCAAGUGAGGUUGAGGACUCCGGCUGGGCCGCUGGGAACACUUUAAGAGUCUGUUGAAUGGCAGAGAUGGGAUUUGUGGGGAAGCUAAGAGGUGACAGAGCAGGAGAGUUUUAAAGCCUCGCCUGUAUCCUGCUUUGAGUCUGGGGAAGAAAGGAAAAAAGGGGGGGAUUGGGUGGGGGGGUUUAUGUCACCACCACAUUUCUGUCAUUACAUGGCGUUGAGCUGCAUGCCUAAAGACGGGUGCACAAAGUGUGAUGUGUUUCUCCUUUCGUAGAAAACUGCUUGCAAACUGAAAUGCACCUGUUACAUCACAGCCUGUACUGCCUGAGAAAAGUUGCACCCAUUCUUUGAGCUUGUAUAAUUGUGAGGAGUCAGUAUUUUUAUGGUUGGAAAAUAUAUUAAAAAAAAAAAAAAAAAAAGUAACAUCCACCUGAAAGAUGGACGGUUGGAGAAAUUUAAAAAAAAGAAGCAUUUUGUACACGGUUCUUGAUGUGAGAUAAGAUUAAAAAAGAUGAAAACAUGAGGAAUGUUCCAUUUUUCCUGUAAAUUGUACCUCUAUUUAUUUGCCUUAUUUAGUUUGCUAUAUUUUGUAUGUACACACAGCAUUACAAAAAAUGUUAUAUUAAAAAUCAGAAUCAUUAAACUGUGGUCUGUGUAUGAGGGAUAGUUCUGACACUUCUAUGAGAACAAGAAGCUUUUUUUUUCAUUUGUUUUGGUUUUGUAAUUUUUUUUCUCACCCUGUGUCUUUUGUAGGGUUACAAUAAACUUUUGUCCC